AUGCGUCGGCAGACUAGUGGCCGUGUGCAGAGCGACUACAGAAGCUAUGGCUACCAAGGCGAUGGUAACAGCUCGGACGGUCCUACAUACUUGAACAGUUCUGGUGGCUCUAGCAAUCAAGAUGGUCCUACACGACCUGUCAUCAGGCCUUCGAAUCGAGUCAGCCACUUGAAGACUCCGGAGCUACCGCGUGUAACUCCUAGCGGAGCCGAAUCACCUAUGGCAUCAGAGACACGCACCAGCGAGAGACCCACCUUCUCAUUAAACGGACAGCAGAUCAAAGAAACGUACAAGCCUCGACUAAGGGCGGCUACCAGCUCACCGAGGCCGUCAACACCUGUCUCACGGGCCUUCCGGACCAACAGCCCUGGCCAGCGUGCGAAUACACAAAACACAUCCAACCGGCCUCUGACUCGCAACACUCGAGGUCAUUGGGCCUUGCAGCAGGAAUUGAAGGUAAAGAUCUUGGGUAUUACCAAGAAGCAAUGGACCAAAGACGUCUAUUUCGCUGUGUCUAAUUAUGGCAAUGUGACAAGAAUCGACAUGGAAGCCGGCAGCCGGGACAAUAACGCAUGGGUGGUCUUCCAGCCUCCUCCCAAGAAGCUCCCACCUCAGCUCUGCAUCGGUCGAAAGCAUGAGGUCCGGCAUCCCACCCUAUUCACCGUCCCCAGCCCCGUCAACUCAGCAAUACAGUAUCAGGAGAACAACAUUCUUUAUGCGAACUACAUCAGUUUUGGAAUACAGACAGAAAAAAAGAGCUUGGUGAACAUGCACGAAGUGCACGCCGCCGGCGAAGUCCAGAUCAAGCUCAAUCUGAGACGCAAAGAGGUCGAGGUGCAAUUUCCUCUUACGAUUGACAAACAGAAACAUACCUGUUCCUUCCAAUUACCAAUCUCACAGCUCUCAGGUAUUCACAAGACAGAGGAUGGACGUAGAUCGUCUUCUAUAAUCAUACCGUUCGACCGACCUCCUCAGUUCUUUGUCCAGAAAAAGCCAACGACGAAAGACGACAGCAUGUUUCCUACAAAAGAGCGUAGCUGGAGUGUUUGGAGUACGAUGUUCCGCGAGACUGACGUUAUCGACGGCCGCACAAGGGGAUGUAUGCAGACACUGCCACUCUCGGACGGCAGGGGCUCAGCGAUCAUCGACAUAGGCCGCUGGACCACCUACCAAUUGUGCUUCGAUUCAAGCACUCUGUCCGGGGCACAGUUCGAAGAGUUCCGUAACGCCCUCGGUGACUUCGGCGUAGCGCUUAAAGACUGCGAUCAAUUCGACAUAAGCUCAGAGCGACCGUCUCCCCUCGCCACAAUGUUGGAAGAAGAAUACACGGGAACACUCUCUUCUCUUCAAGCUCUGCAGACAACAUCCUCAAUCUUUGACGAUCUUGCUUUCGGUCUUGUCCACUUGAACUUCCCAGUACGCUAUCAGCUCGAAUCCUGUUUGUCGAACGGCUUCAUCAAGGAGAGUAACAUCACCCGCAAGUUUCUCGAAGACCUUCGAGCAUUGGAUCCUUCUCACGCCACCCACAUACUUGAGAAGGUUGUCCGUAAGCAGCGCGUCUAUUACGAUCCCAUGGAUAUCUUCAAGACACGCACAAAGCUGACGCCUCAAAGGCUCAUUCCCAAACAUUGUGUAAUGCAACGAUCUGUCAACAUUACACCCACCAUGAUGCAUGUCGCGUCACCAGUCAUGGAGAUCUCCAACAGGAUCACUCGCCAGUACCUUGCGGAUUCCGAUCGCUUCAUCCGGGUAAAGUUCACAGAUGAGAAGGGUGAAGGUGCUUUAAGGAACAUGUCCGGAGGCAGACAUGAUGCUCUGUUCAACAGAGUGAGCCGUGCGAUGAAAAACGGUAUUGUCGUCGCUGGUCGAUACUACGAGUUCCUUGCUUUCGGAAAUUCCCAAUUUCGAGAAGCUGGUGCCUACUUCUACUCACCGACGUCCACCAAGUCAGCGCAUGACAUCCGUGUGACACUGGGUGACUUCAGCGAUAUCAAGUCUGUCGCCAAGUAUGGUGCCCGAAUUGGACAGUGCUUCUCAACCACUCGAGCCAUGCAAACUACCGUCGCCGUGCAUGCCAUCGAUGAUAUCGAGCGUAACGGAUACACUUUCACCGAUGGUGUUGGAAAACUAUCUCUCUUCCUGGCUCAGAUGGCGGCGCAGGACCUUGGCUUGCAGAACCCUUUCGAUGACCCGCCAUCUUUGUAUCAAUUCCGUCUGGGUGGCUGCAAGGGUGUACUUGCUCUUGACCCGGCUAUCAAGAAGACAGAGGUCCACAUCAGGCCGAGUCAGUUCAAGUUCAAGGCCCCGUACAAUGGACUCGAGAUCAUCCGCUGCUCAUCUCUCGCUACACCGUUCUUCAACCGACAGGUUAUCAUCGUGCUGUCAGAUCUAGGUGUGCCAGACCAUAUCUUCAUUCGGAAGCAACAACAGAUGAUCAACGCUUGCGAGCUGGCCAUGAUGGACAAGACUGAAGCACUGAAAUGCCUUCUGAACCAUAUAGACAUGAACCAGACGACCCUCACAAUGGCCAGCAUGGUUCUAGACGGAUUCCUUGAUACUCAGGAGCCGUUCAUGAUGUCUCUCUUGCAUCUUUGGCGCGCCAGUACGAUCAAAGAGCUCAAGAAGAAGGCUCGGAUUGUCAUUGAUAAUGGUGCCUUCGUAUUGGGCUGCAUUGACGAGUCCGGCAUACUGCAAGGCCAUCGCGAUGAGCCUCAGUCUCGCCACGACGCCACUAGGGACGAAAAGCUUCGCACACUACCCGAGAUCUUCAUUCAAGUUGAUGACACAAGCAGGAAAUGCCACUACAAAGUCAUCAAGGGCGUUUGUAUACUCGCUCGAAACCCAUCACUACAUCCCGGCGAUAUUCGCAUCGUUCGCGCAGUCGAUGUCCCAGCACUGCACCAUCACAAGAAUGUGGUUGUUUUACCCCAAACUGGCGACCGCGAUCUCGCAAACAUGUGCUCGGGAGGUGACCUCGAUGGCGAUGAUUACAUGGUGUUGUGGGACAAGGACCUGCUACCGAAACUCAUCAACAAUGGCCCAAUCGAUAUCCGAGCUGUCGGCGACUUUUUCGUAACGUACAUGAAGAAUGAUUCGCUUGGUAAAAUUGCACACGCGCACCUGGCACAGGCUGACCAACAAUCCGGGGGCGUCACUAGCGAUAUCUGCAUAGAGCUUGCCAAGCUACAUUCUCAAGCGGUCGACUAUCCAAAGAGCGGUAUUCCGGCUGUCAUGGAUCACGCGCUGAGGCCGAAGAAAUGGCCACACUUCAUGGAGAAGCGUCAUCUAACCGCAGCCCAGAUAUAUCAGUCCAAGAAUAUCUUGGGUAUGUUGUAUGAUCAAGUGCAGCUGGUAGACUUCCUCCCCAUGUGGGAGGACAAGUUUGACCAACGAAUUCUCGACGCCUUUGACCUAGACGAAGCUCUACUGGAUAUGGUCGCAAAUAUCAAAUCGAAGUACGACAAUGACCUGAAGAGGCUGAUGGCCAAGCACGGUAUCCAGACAGAAUUCGAAGCUUUCUCGGUGUUUGUUUUGGAGCACAAUGAAGAGACGCGCGAUUACAAGUUUGCCGAAGAGUUCGGUCAGAUCAUCAGAGUCCUGAAGUUACAGUAUAAGGAAAUGUGCAUCCACGCCUCUGGAGCCAGCACUAUUGUCGAUUGGGGCCAGAUCGGACCUUUCGUCGCGGCAAUGUACACGGUGAGCGCGCAACAGACGAGGGACGCGCUCAAGGAGUGCAACAUGACCAAGACGGUUGGAGGUCAACAAGUGCCCGUACGUAACAAAGACGCCGAGAGCAUGCCACUGAUGUCGUUCCCGUGGAUCUUCCACAGCGAGCUGGGCAAGCUGGCGACUGGAAACAAGGCAAUGCAGCUCGACGUCGUGCACGAGCAGCGUCGACGUAAGCAUCGCGCGAACAAGCCCGGGGCAACAGACGAGUUGGGUACUGCGGAAACGAAUCAAGGUAUUACUCGGAUUGGAGAGAUGCUCAACCUGGACUUUGGAGAUCCUCAGGCGAUGGCAGCAAGCGAGCAGCAGCAUGAGAUUGGUGUACAAAGUGGAGUGGAAGUAGCAGAGUCCAGCAAGGAACGCAGAGGUUCGCUGCCUGUCGCAUCGCCGUCAGUACUGGAACCAUAG
Didymella exigua CBS 183.55 is the source of this 4134-nucleotide messenger RNA. Its product is annotated as RdRP-domain-containing protein. Gene Ontology annotation, cellular component: nuclear RNA-directed RNA polymerase complex. The record is from RefSeq and is a predicted model, not a curated record. Gene Ontology annotation, molecular function: RNA-directed RNA polymerase activity. The coding region runs from base 1 to 4134 and encodes 1377 amino acids. Gene Ontology annotation, biological process: siRNA processing. NCBI's taxonomy places the organism in Eukaryota, Fungi, Ascomycota, Dothideomycetes, Pleosporales, Didymellaceae. The transcript has 4 exons.